Amoebophrya sp. A120 is the source of this 8880-nucleotide messenger RNA. The record is from the annotation of a GenBank genome assembly. Lineage: Eukaryota; Dinophyceae; Syndiniales; Amoebophryaceae.
AUGGCGAACAGCAUUCACAAUGCGUUCAACAUGGACGGAAAGAAACACUACCAGCCUGCUGCGUCGUACCAGGCAAUAAACACGACAACGCCUGCUCUCCUCGCGAAUUGUGGUACCAGAACGACCGGCGGAGAAGGUACCGUGACCGCGGUGGAACCGAAUCACUUAGUACCGGACAGCUCCUCUGCACCCUGGAAGAACGGGACAGGCGGAGGUUCCGCGUCGACCACCACGACCAGUGCAGCAGGUUCGCAAUUAUUGCAAGCUCCAGGCACGACCUCCGCCGUCGUGCCAGCAGGAGGUGCUGUUGGAGUUACCACACUGCUGCAAGCUGCCGAUCAUGUUGCGACGUCAAGUUCUACUUGUUUUGCCAAGAAGAUGGGGACCGCCUCUGCUCAGCCUUUCGCUCACUCAAUAGAGACGCAACUUCUGUCUGGAGCAGGAAGUUGUGCUUCGAGGGGGAUAACUGUGCUAGGGGCCUCCUCGUCUUCUACUUCCAACGGGGUGGGACCAUCAUCUGCUGGCUGUGGUUCUCUCGCUGCAUCAACCAACAGCGCAAGUGGGUGUGCGACGUCCUCGAUAACUACCCCGACAGCAACGGGAGGUGGACUAGCACAUCCACAUCAUUAUAGUAGCAGUGCAACUACUACUGCUUCUACACCAACUGUGAUCCUCACAUCUUCAGCCCACCAGCAGCUGGAGCAGGCGGGCAUCAAGAAACUAGCGGUGGGAAACAGCAAGAUCUUGCAGGCUCUCUGCUCGGGGUCGGCCGACAAACUGGAUUGGUCUUCAAAGAAAAACGGCGGCAAUCAUCUUCACUGGGAGGUACAGAAUUUCUCGGGUAGAUAGAAGUGGUUCUCUGGUAAUGUUGUUGUGUCUCCAUGUUACCAUGACACUCGUCACUCAAACAGUAGGCUUGGUUACGAUGAAGUUUACUGUUUGAUUUGUCGAACACUUUUGUCACGAUCAUUGAUUUUGUUUCAAGUCCCGUUGCCUUGUUAUCGUCUCUCCCUUCCCGAUGCGCAAAAAUCGCAUGGACUGAAUCACGUGAAAGCAUCUACAUCUUCUAUCUCCAGUCGUCCUCGCGAGCAGCCGGCGGGAACAACAAGCUUACAACAUCAGUACGAGCCCCGCCCCCGCAUCAACAGUGGACGUUGGAAAGCUUUCUCGGUCAUUGGACCUGCGACCGGGGGAACCGCAUUUCGGUACGUUGGAACCAUCAACAAGGUAGAGACCACCACCACCAGCAGUCCUUAAAGGUUAACGUGGACGACAACCGCUUUAACCUGUUCCUCAAAAAAGAUCCGGUCGUACAGAACAAGUUUUACUGUGGUCACUACACGCUCGAUGUGCGGCAAAGCGACCUGCAGAACGGGGUCGUCGUGUGGAUCGACGACCACAAAGCUGGGGGCAGUUCUUCGUACAAUAGUUGUGUGAAGCGCUGGAGGCGGGAUGGAGUUGUUGCAACAGGUGCUCCUGGUGGUAACCAACAGCAACAUCAACAGAGUCGGUCGAACGAUCAAAAUUCAGUCAACCAGAAGAAUUCAUCUUAUCAUGGACAACAUCAGCACCAUUUUCACAAGACGGACACUAACACCUCCUCGACGACGCACAGAGCCAGUCCGAAUUCAGUAGUUGGCAAGAACUACAAUAAUUCGUCGCAGCAGCAGCUGCACCGAGACCAACAAAGAAGCGGCAACGGGAACAGCGGCAGUUUUGCUUUCACCCGCGGUCAGGGGCAAGCGAAGCGGGUGUACAACAAUAACAAUUCCAACGGCAGAAAUGGAACAAGUCGAAGUACAACGAGCCACGGAAAUCUUUAUCCAAAUCAGCACCAAAACAACUACAACAGGCGAAACAACGGACGCGGGGGCGGGGGCCGCGAUAGUUAUCGGCACAAUCAUGCCGGUACUAGAGGUGGACAAUCGUUUCAACAAAAAAACAACUACCCCAAGAAGAACACGACGCUGAACGACCGCCCGACAAAGUCUCCGGUGUCCUCUGGGGUCCAGGAACUGCCCCCACAGAAAGGGGAGCAGCCGCAAAAGGUGGAACAAGCUGCAUCUUCUGCACAAGAAGACGCCACCACGAACAAAACUCCCUCGUCUGGAGCUGUCGUUCAACAUCCUUUCUCGACUUCGACGAAAGAAAAUACUAGCACGGCUGGCGACGUAAACGCUCUCCCAGCUUCCUCUUCUUGCGCACCACCGCCGACGGCGUCUGCUGGUAGUGGUAGUGCCACGAGUGCAGCUGUGGUUGGUUCUUGUACUCCUGGAACUACUAGCCCGGCGCCUGCGGAGCAGACAGAAAAGCAGGCAAUAUUGGUACCUGCAGGUCCAAAAAGAACUUCUGCAGCACCAGUGGCUCGCACUUAUCCACCUGAAGCAGAGAUGAAGACCAACACGGUAAAAACACCACCAAGUUCCACUGCUGAAGAUGAAGCAACAGAAGCGCUGCGAAGAGACGCCGCCACCUCAACGGCGACUAGUGCUACCAAACAAGAUAGUACGACAUCCCACCCACCUCCGCCGGCGUCUGCCUUUGACGUCGAUACCCCCAGUCUAUUGAGAGAGCCAAUGUUAAUCCACCCGCCUCCCGGGAAUAAAGCGGCCAGUAGUUGUACAGGUGAAAUCGCUACAGAAAUAGGAAUGACAGCUGGUGACCACGCGACUUCGGGAACAACUAGUGAUCAACAUGAUACUGCCGAACGACCAGCAGCAGCAGCUGCAAGUAGAUCAUCAAGUCGUGAUAGGUUGAAAACGGUAGCCGCUUCUCUGCGGAUUGACGAGCGAAGCCUGAAUCAGCACGGCCAAAUGAACAUGGAGAAGGUGCUGGAUACGACAUCUUCAGCUCCUGCCCCCAUGGGCGGGGCCGGAGAAAUAACUACAACUAGUCGGGACGAGGAGGACGACAUAGACGGGGUCCCAAUUAUAAGCGAAAACCUGAACUACAUCCGAGGCCCUGCUGCAACUCCAGUGCCAGCACGACCUGCUGCUGGUGCAGACGAGAAUCAAGCAAAGUCUCUGCCGUGCUCGAAUGAGAAUCUCAAUCUUGAUAACGACACGCACCAAGACCUCAACCGCAAGCAGGGCUUUGCGUCCUCGUCGUCUGAAGAUCAAGAUGCUAACGCAAAAGUGGAGCAUCAUGUUGCUUCUUUGUCUUGUUCUCUGCCUGCUGCAUCUAGUUCUAGCACAGCGAGUGUUACAAUGAAAGCGGAACAAGAAGAUGCCGACGCGUCGAAGAAACCACAUCCAGGAGAACUUCAGGAGACACUUGUUGCUGCGGAUCACGAUUUUUGCUGCAACUCAACGACCGUGUGCGGAUCUCCAACGCUGUCAGCUUCGGGAGUAGAGGUUCCGCCAGCUUCCUCCCCGCAAGUAGGAACGUGGUCGGACGAAGGUGCUCUCGUAGAGCAGCAGCCGGUGGACGAUGUUGAAAAAACGGCGGGAAAAUCUUCUUCUGCGCAUGAUCACAAUCUCGUUUGUGACCAGCAUUCUGCAGAUGAAACUUCAGCUGUGAGCAGCACGACCUGCGAGGCUGCUGUGGCGGUAGAACAAGUUGUUCCGCCUUCUUUUGAUUCGUCAACUAGAACAGGCUGCGAAAGUGUUCUGAAACAAGCCGACGAGAGCAGAGCGAGCAGCCGCACCAGCGACAAAGCAGAAGCGAAGAACACUGCAACCACUUGGCUUCCUCCUGGCUCCUGUGGAGGUCUGGAACAAAGUGCUGCUUCUUCACUUCCAAAAAACGACUUUUUUCCCGGCAAUCAUGACGCUCCUGGCGCUCAAAAUAAAUACGACCAGGGGAUGAAGAUGAACUUGAACGUCGUGAAAACAGAAUCUUUCUCAAACAUUAAACCUGCAACCUCUGACGCUGACCUUUGGGCCUCUGCUUUUUGCGCGAGCCCGAGAAACAAUAAAGGUUCAGCGAACAACGCCCAGAGUUCCUUCGCGUCGUGGACCGCACUGGGGAGGCAGGUCGGCAGCGGACUAACGCAAGCUGCAAGGGAGAAGGAGCGGAAGAAUAGGGAGAACGAGGCUCGUCCUGGUGUUGAGAAGAACGCAGUCGACACCUCGUGCUCCGGGAAGGCACCUCCCGUUGUGGGAAGUGGCAGCACGACGAGAAAACAGGCAGUGGCAGUUACACUUCGCGAAGUACCUGUUGCAGGGACGGUGGUCGAAACUGCCUUGCAGGCAAAAGGUGCUUCGCAAAACGAAAAGGCAAAACAAGGAAGCUGUCUUGAGAAAGCGAGCGAAUAUUUUCUUGAAGAGGCUGCGACAAGCGAAAGCAACACGGCGACGUGUGCAGCUGCAACUUCCAGAGAGAAAGCAAACGCGGCGAAAGCGGAGGAAAAAAACAGAAAGCCCUGCCCUGACGACGACGCUUCGGCUUCUGAGAAGAAGAACAAACUUGCCUCUAUUUCAAAGGUUCACGACGUCCGGUACGACCUCGUGGCACAUCCGGGCGAGGUGAUGACUUUAGGCUCCGGCGCACGACCCAUGGUUAAUACUGGAGCUCGGGUGGAAGUGGAGGCCACUGCGCAGCAGGAGAUGAAGGCGGGAGCCGUUCCACAAGAAAAUGAGCAGCGGCAGCAGUCAGCGCCGUCAGAAAAAGUUGUAAACAAAGACAAAGUACCACCCUCUACUUCUGCAGCUGAGCCUGGUGCUGGUAUCAUCUCUACUGAGAAGUGUGCCGCGACUUCUUGUUGUGCCGCAACGCGGGCUCCGUCGACGGCUCGGUCUUGCUCGAGAAAUUUCAAGCAGCGCAAAAGGAGACCGAGCAAAGAGAAAGAGGCUUAUUUUUCCAGAGAAGUAGAGCCGUCCUUGGUGGUCGAUGGGCAAGUAGCACAAGCAGGAAACACGCGUUCUCAAUACGAGCAGAUGAACAAUGGAUCUGCCAAGACGAGAACAAGCAAAAGUUUCAACACGAAAAACCAUAAGACGAGAACAGCAAGCGGGGCGGAAAGCAGAGCAAGCAAAAAAAGGAAAGAUGAUCCCGAAGCGAAAGCAGACGCGUCGCCGUUGCGGUUGCCAAAUCACGAAAAGUACGAUACCGAUGAGGACUCACCACUAGAAUCCAGCUAUUAUUCGUCCGACGAUGUUGAAGUGGACUCUUUUUCUUCCUCUGCCCAGCGAUCGCGAUCUUGGUCCUCUGAGUAUUGCAGCAGUCGAGACGAUGACGGGGUUGUAGUGGAACAAGCAUCAAGUUCAAGAGUGGAGAAAAACCAGCGUCUUGAUUCAUCUCCAUCUGGCGAAGAUCUUCGUCCACGUCCUGCAACGAAUUUUGGUGAGAAAAGUGAACAACAGCGCAAGCACAGCGACGCGCAUGUUGAAGUUGGAGCAGCUCCUCAUGAUCUCCCUUCUGUCGGCCCUAGUAAAGAAGAGGACGCGUCAAAAAGUAAGAUUCAGACGGAGAAGAUUCCUAUCAAGUCGCACCAAGAGCAAGAAACUGAAAUCCAGCACUCGCUCCGUCUGCCAAAUUUGAACGGAAGUGAUAAGCGUCGUCGCAGCGUUGCUUCCUCCCAGCGCGAGAAGGAACCUAUUCUGGAUUCCACCCGCGAGCCGCCUUCUUCUCGGCAGAAGGAUCGGAUAAAGCUAGAGCCUGCACCAGCACACAAUGUUGAAAAUGAGGGUGGACGACGACCUGCUUCAAGCGAUUUCGAGGACAAUAAAGGUGAUGAGGGGAGGACUAAAGCUGAAAGGAACAAAGAAUGCGGCAACCAAGUUGAAAGAAAUCAUGUACAGGAUUUGCCGGCAAGUCGACCACGACGGCGCGGAGGUAGAGGCGGGCGAGGCGGCGCUAAAAAUGAAGGCCGUCACCAUGAGGUUCGUGGACACUCGCGACCACGAGAAGCAGGUCGAUCGAAAAAUCAUCAUCUCCACCGCGGAACGAGAAGCGAUAAUCGACAAAGGAGUGCAGUUUGCGGCGCUGCUAAAGAUGAAAAACACAAAAACAAGCUGCAAGUCGAGUCGCGUAAAACAAAAACCCGGUACGAUGAUCAAGAUGAUCUUCUUCUUCAUCCCCAGAGGUCGUGGAAGCUGAAUGAGGACCAAAAGACGCUGAUGAGCACGGACAAGGAUCAUGUUGUUUCAUCUCUUCGUAGGACGAGACGAGCGAGCCGUAGCAGGAGCGGGCGGCGUGGCGACCACAGGUGGAGUGCUGGUCGUGGGGACUCCACGGGUACGAAGAAGCGGAAAGCGAGAAACGCCUUGGAUUUACUGCAAGGAACGAGAGCUGUUGCGGGAGCUGGCGGUGAAGAACUGCAUAAGAAUCGCACGACUAGCAGUCGUGUUUACAAGAACUCAACAAGACCUAAAUCGAGACACUUUGAGCUCGAGGAUCGAGAUGAAGACAGUUGUGAGCAGCGCCACCUGAAGCCCGCCACCUCCUCCUGCGCAUCCAAAUUGGACACGCCCAACAACUUAAAACACCGCUCGAAACGCAGCGGUCGCGGAGGUGCACAAAAAAGCAGGAAAAGAACUAAAGAUUCUGCCAGUUGUAGCAGCGAUGGGGAAAGCACUCCUGGAUAUGAAGAUAAGCGGGCUGAUGUGAUUGACCGGCGCAAAAAACGAAAAAGAAGCCAGCGUGACGGCGGUUCUUGCAAAAUGAUCGCCACGUCUUUGGACCGGCGAAGAAAAAGCAGUGACCAAAGUAGCAGCUUGAGCUCCUCAAGAAGUCGAAAUGAAAAAAGCGACAUACUUUCCUCCUCAGAAGAUGAAGAUUAUGACGUCGAUGAUGGCCGUAAUAAAGUAGCAAGCCGAAAACAAGGUCAAGUUGUCGAUCUGAAGAACAAGCAUGAAGACAGGAAACGCUUGGCAAUAAAACCUGUCCGGAAAGUGAAAAUUAUUAGGGCACACGACAAGCAAAAGCGCGAAGAAAAAGCGGAAGAAGAUGAAGAUGAUGCUUCCGAAAAAAAGCAAAAGCACGGACUACGGGGCGGGAAAACGAAAAUCAAAAGAGCAGAACAACGGCAACGGGUCGAGGACAAGAGCGUGAAUUUCGGUAGCAUCAUUCUGAAGCGAAACAAGAAUCGCAAUCCCACACCUCCAGUUGUGCAGCUGCGUAAGAACAAACACACUGCUACGCCCGUCGGUGCUGGGGCAAGAGAUGAAGAACGACGGCGCAAGAGAUCCAGGUCGACGUCUUCAUCAGCGGAGGAUCAAGAUCAUCACGAUGCGGUCGGAAAGCAGCAUUCGAGAGGAGCUGUCGUGGUACAAAGUCAUUAAAAUGGUUUUUAAGCAGGAUUACUACUACUAGCCACGAACUUCUUCGCAUUUAUUGCGGCUUCGUUCAUUCUUUAGCCAUUAAAAAAUGUAGAUAUACGCAGCGCGGUUGCGUCGAUAGUCAGUGUUAGAAAUGGGAUUAGAUAUUGAUGCGCCCCGACGUGGAAGGAAGAGACACUGCACAACCUUCUGGAAAAAUAGAGCAAGAAUCUGAACAUCAGGAACCAUCUUUGACUUUGACUUUUCAGGUGAAGCGAGGUCCUGGCAACAUGAUACGCAGCAGCGAUCCACCGGUUCUUCUUGAAGAGGUAGCUGAGCCUAAAGGUCCCCCGCAAGAAAAGGAGAAGGAGGACGCGGAAGCGGUAGAAGUGAGUCCCAUUACGCCCCAUGAAGAUUCCGCACAAAAACGCCUCCGGAAGGCUGUAAGUUCGGACAAGUAAGAGAUGACAGACGGGAGUGCUGAUGCAGCUGUGGUCUAGUACUACAACUGCUUCUCUUUCUGAUCAAUCUCCGCGAGCAGAGGCAUCCGCGUUUCUGUGUUGCUUUGGUUUGCCGACCUUGACGAUCUUGAUUAGCUUCGACUUGUUUCUGCUUCCUUUCUACGACACAACAUAGAGGAAGAACGAAUCCCCCGGAAAACGAAAUAAAAAGUGCUGCGCCAACCCUUCUUGUUGAGUUCGUUGCGGGUGCUUUUGGUUUUAUAUUUAUUUUUGACUCAGAUUCAUCACGUGAACAAAAUUGAAACGACUAGCUACAAAUUAACCCCCGAGCUACAACCGCGUACUGAAUUUCAUUUUCAUAGAAUUUGAACCCAGGACGGCAAUUAUGAUGUUCUGCAACAGCUUUAAUAGCUCUUUGAGUCAGCGUGAACCGCCGCCCUGGCCCGCAUUGGCAAGAUACUGACGGGCCACCUUGUGGCGGUACUACCAGAAUGCUAUACACGACCUUCUUUUUCAAAACUGUAUCUAAAGUAAAAAACGAACAUAGCCAAGAUGAAAUGAAGAUUUCCUUAUUUUCUGAAAAAUUCGUAAUCACCCCCGGCGAGCUUGUUCUAUGUCAGUACUUUUGUCAGUGUCCGCAUGGAUAAUUAUGGCGAUGGGAACGCAUCACAUCAAGUUUGACGGGGAAUCGAUGUCGAUGCUUGUCCACUUCUAUCAUGAGGGCAACCGCAACCUGUGGUCACCCUAUAAUUUCUUCGACACUAAUUGACCCCACAUUUGGGUACAUCAUCAAUUAACAUUCUUUGGAGAGUCUAGUUCACUAAUGGACCACAGCCAGCACUUCAACUUCUCGACGACAAAUACAUACGUAGCUAAAUUCUUCUUACUUACAUAUUCUGACGAAACAGGAGCCUGCCAGCGGUCGUUCUGAGCAGUACACGACGAGGGCUCCAGUGUAUCUUUCUUUCCAACUACAGCUGCUGAAGAUCUUCGAGCUUCUUCUCCUCUAUCUUUCUCACUACGUACCAACCAAAAUUCUGCUGGACUUUGUUCACCUCAUAAAAAAAAUCACCUGUACACUACAAUCAGAUAAUUGGUCCCUCUCAGCCAUGCGAUGUGCUGGCGACAAAACAACAGAACCAGACGGACCUCUGAUGACCAAAAUGUAUCACGACGCCGUGCGAUUGCGAAUGAUGAAGAGCAUUAUGUAUAAGACGUCG